GCACAUUGGACCUGCCCACAUUCAACAGAGUGCUGCAAGGGAAGUUCAAGGACACGGCUAACAUCGCGGCGAAGAAAGCGGCGAGGGCUUAUGCCAAGACCUUCAUCAAGACAUGGCUGAACGAGCAGGACGGACCGUGCGUCGAUGCCAUCGACUCGAUGAUUGGCGUGAUGCAACGACUCAGCCACUGCUAUGAGCAAUUGACUGCCGUGAAGAAUCCGAUCUGCGAAGCGAAGACCCACUACGUGAAUGUUCGCGACAGCCUGAACACCAUCCACACGACAUCUGGGAGCAUUAAGAAUUUGGCCGACAAGUUCGCCAGCUUUCCGAAAGUCGGCGACUUUGCAAAAAGCGUUUCGAGCACCUUCAAGACAAUUCAAGAUCGCACUAAAGACCCGCUCAAGAAGGUCAAG
This is a messenger RNA of Symbiodinium necroappetens, 413 nucleotides long. NCBI's taxonomy places the organism in Eukaryota, Dinophyceae, Suessiales, Symbiodiniaceae. The record is from the annotation of a GenBank genome assembly.